GCGGACGAGGCCGAGAGCGCCCUGGCCCCGGGGUUCGAGGGCUGCCCGGGUCCCCCGCGGUCCCCGCCCUAGGCUGGGCCACCGCCCGCCCCCACGCCGGCCCGCGCGCCCGGCCCGCUCCCUCCUUCCCUGCACUCGCUGUCCCGCCGCUUCUGCUGUUGCCGGCCCUCCCGAGGGACCAUGUCGAGGUUCAGCUGGGGAUAUGGCGAGCACAACGGUCCUAUUCAUUGGAAUGAAUUUUUCCCUAUUGCUGAUGGGGAGCAACAAUCUCCGAUUGAGAUUAAAACCAAAGAAGUGAAAUACGAUACUUCCCUCCGACCUCUUAGUAUCAAGUAUGACGCAAGCUCAGCUAAAAUCAUCAGUAACAGUGGCCAUUCCUUCAAUGUUGACUUUGAUGACACAGAAGAUAAAUCAGUUCUGCGUGGGGGUCCUCUCACCGGAAGCUACAGGUUACGCCAGUUUCAUCUUCACUGGGGGUCCACUGAUGAUCACGGCUCUGAACACAUGGUGGAUGGCGUGAGAUAUGCCGCAGAGCUCCAUGUCGUUCACUGGAAUUCAGACAAAUACCCCAGCUUUGUUGAGGCAGCUCACGAGCCAGAUGGACUCGCUGUCUUGGGCGUAUUUUUACAGAUUGGUGAGCAUAAUCCCCAACUGCAAAAGAUUACUGACAUUUUGGAUUCCAUUAAAGUAAAGGGUAAACAAACUCGAUUCACGAAUUUUGAUGCGUUAUCUCUGCUUCCUCCAUGCUGGGAUUAUUGGACGUAUCCUGGUUCCCUUACAGUCCCACCUCUUCUGGAGAGCGUCACAUGGAUUAUUUUAAAACAACCUAUAAACAUCAGCUCUCAACAGCUGGCCACAUUCCGCACCCUCUUGUGUACAGGGGAAGGCGAAGCAGCAGCUUUUUUGUUGAGUAAUCACCGUCCACCACAGCCUCUGAAGGGCAGAAAAGUGAGAGCCUCUUUCCAUUAAAAGUUGUCACCAGUAGACCACCCCAGACGUGUCUGCAAAACAAAACAGACACAAAAAUCGCUACUAAGAGUUUUUUCCUAGAAUUUAAUUUAUGGGGUGCCAUUUUGCUAUCAGCAUCAGUACAAAGAAAAUCAGAUCUUUUUAAUCAAACUAAUUUAAGUCAUCUGUCUCAGAUCUGCACACUGUUGUGUAUUAAAACCCAUGGAAUACAUCUACUUCAACCUGCGUGACAACACGGUGGGCAUCGCAAACCUCAGAAUGUAUUAACAAUCUUCCCUUGCCAUAAAGACUGAUCAGUCACGUCUCUCAGUGAUGUUUGGUGAAAAAUUUAAAUUCAUUCCCCAAAUGACAGGAUUAUGGUGCCUUUUUCUAAACAAGUAAUUCUGCUUAAUAUCUUGAUAUCAUUCCAAUUCAUAAAAGGAGAAACCGUUUCCUUUUAAAGUGAAAUUUCAUUUGGAUUGUGUUGCUGAUUUUCAUUGUAGGAUACCUCUACUAAAAUGAGCGAAAUGAGAAUUAUAGGGGGGUGGGAUAUAGUAAAGCAUCUCUUCCGCAGCUCAGAAAGAGUCCAUAGAAUUUUGGCGAGGAAUUUCCCAGGAUAUAAAUGGCUAUUUAAACUUUAGUGACUUAUGCCAUAUAUCUUAUUCACUCGGUGAUGUGCAUGAUAAACUGGAUAAUAAUUGAUCAGAUACAGUGGUUGUCAGUGUAUUGCAUUACCAUGGUUUGAAACUAACAAGAUUACAAGGUACCAGUGCAGGCAGAGCUGCCCAUGGGCAUGAGAAACAGGUUGCCUGAUUUUGCCCUGCGUUUUGCCAACAGAGCACAGAGCAGUCCUGUGAAGGUCAUUAUUUUGUCAAUUGAUGGGGAAAAAUUACUUGUUUCAUAGAUAUAAUCAGUCACAAACCCUUUAACUCAUUUCCAUGGCAGCACCCGUUUCCCCUUAUGUGUCCCUCCAUCUCUUGAGGAAUUUUGUAAGUUGGUUCUUGAUAUUCACUUUAACCUAUUGUCUCUUGUAUGUUUUUCUUGUUUUUGGUGAAGGAGGAUGGGGGAGGUCCUUCUGCUCUUUCUGGUACAAAUACAGUGACACUAAGCAUUCACUUAAUAAUCAUGUUUAAGACUUGAACACAUGCUACACAUCUGUCAUCUUCUGAGAGAAGUUUAAUUGAGUUUACUUAAUUUUGAUGAUUUGUUUCAGACACCUCUCUUCCUCUGAAUGUAGAUUUUAAUAUUUGGAAGUAUUCCAUGACAGUCUUCUUCUUCUUCUUUUUGUUGCCGCACCCCAUGGCUUGUGGGAUCUUAGUUCCCCGGCCACUGAUCAAACCCGGGCCCAUAGCAGUGAAAGCACUGAGUCGUAACCACUGGGCCACCAGGGAAUUCCUUGUGAUAGUCUUCUUGAUAGGAUCACCGAUUAUCAUAAAUUGUGAAAUAAUGAUAGAUAUGGUUGCAUUAAGAUGAGUUCCUGAAGAUGAAAGCUCCUUUGGUUUUCAUUUCCCCUUCAUGGUAUCUAGCUUGAGGCCUUGCAGGAGAUUGACAUGUAGUAAAUAUUUAAUUAAUUGAAUAUUUAAAAAACUUUAUUUUGUGUCUUUGGUCAUUAUCUUGCUGCUUGCAGUCAAAUGCACUGUAAGUUCAUGUAACAAGUAAAGUGCAAGCUCUGUCUUGAAAAUUGUUUUUCUUUUUAAAGGAAUACUUGUUAAAUCUACCUGUGUAACCAGAGUUCUAAUGGCUUUAAAAAUAUCAGCGUUGAAUGAAUUUCUUUAGUUUGGAAAACAUGUUGUGAAGUAUCCUAGUCAGAGAAAGAAGUCUGUUUUCUCAGAGAAAAUAAGUAGCAUGCAGAAUGGGGGUUCUAAUUACUGAGUAUAAGCGUUGCCACUUUGUAAUUCAUGGUUUCUGCUACGGUAAGUAUUCCAUCGGUUCCAUGCUACAAAUUGGACUUUAGUACACUAAAAAAGUCAACACAGCCCUGAUUUCCUUGAAGAUUGCUAAUUUAUAUCUCAGAGGCAAAAGGUCUAAGUGUUAUCUUAGAAAAGUUAUCUUUUGAAAAGAUCAAAGAGUUGUAAAUACUAGCAUACAUAAUCUUUUGUUUCCCACCUAUAUUGGAUUUAUAUUUGUUAAGCACUUUGUAUUUUAACUUAAACUGGAUUCAACCACAAUAAAGAUAACGAGAGAAACUUUGAACUUGUAUAUAAAAGAUACAGAAUGAGAUUACAUUUUUAUGUUUUUUAUUUAGAAAACAAUUUCAAACUCACAGAAAAAAAUGCAAACACAAUUUUUCCCCCGAACAAUUUGAGAGUAAAUUGCCAACCUGUUACUGCAUCAGCGUGUAUUUUCACAAAGUUAGGACAUUAUCCUACAGAACCACAGUGCAGCUAAAACAACCAUGAGAUUAACCUUGCUGUAUUAUCAAUGCUUAUGCCAUUCGAGGGUAACUCGCUCAUUUAGUUGUCGUGUUUCCUUCGGUCGGGCACUGGUCCUCAGUCUCUUUGGUUUUUACGAUUUUGAUACUUUUGAAGAUGAUAGGCCAGUUAUUUGACAGAAUGCCCCUCAAUUUGGAUUUGUUUGAGAUUUCCUUGUGAUUAGAUCCAGGUUUUUGUAUUGCUGGCAGGAAGAUCACAAAAGCAAUGCUGGAUCCUAUCAGGCAAAUUGAUUUGUCCUCUAGUGGAGAAUAUUCACUUCAGAACUUGAUUGAGAUGGUGUCUGCUAGGCUUCUCCACUGCAAAGUUACUCUUCUUUCCUUUGUAAUUAACACAUAUUUGUGUGGGGAUGUGCUUUGAGACUAUGUAAAUAUCCUGUUUCUCAUUAGACCUCCAAUUUAUUCAUUUAUUUCCGCUGUGUACUUAAAGGACCCCUGUGUUGUUCAGUGGGCUCUAAUCUGUUAUCACUAUUGCCAUCUAUUCUCACGUGCAUAUUUUUUUAAUUGGCCACGAGGAGCACCUCCCAGCUGGCUUCUGUGCCCUGUUGACACAUUGUGCCCACUUCCUUACUUUCUGAUAGCAGUGUGAUGUUCCUGGCUCAGCUCAUUCUGUACCUUCCCCUUCCCUGGAAUCUGACAUUUCUCCACGGAGCCCUGGUUUCUUUUAGUGGAGAAUAGUAUUGAAAAAACUAACAUCUGGGUACAAGAUGAGUGCAUGGCUAUUGGAGCAUUGCCACUGCUAGAUCCCCUCAGUGGACAGAGGUCAGGAAUGUACACACACACACAUACACAAUGUGUACUCACAUGUACAACAUCUACAUUUCUGUAUCUAUAUUUUUAUAUUAAAAAAAAUCACAAUUUCACACUCAUAUCUGUAAUUUCAAUCCAAUUCUAUGGGGUUGAUUCUAGUUCUCCAUCUCCAUAGUUCUAAUUCCCUUCUUCAACAGUGAGAAAACUGGCUCCCAUUAUCCUCAAUGUACUUACUUAUUUGGCCAAUUCUUCUGUGUGUAACCAGUAUCCCAUCACCACUUCUGACCUCUCACC
Messenger RNA from Hippopotamus amphibius kiboko, 4420 nucleotides. It is a transcript of the gene CA13, whose product is annotated as carbonic anhydrase 13. The transcript has 7 exons. The coding region runs from base 181 to 969 and encodes 262 amino acids. Gene Ontology annotation, molecular function: carbonate dehydratase activity; zinc ion binding. Gene Ontology annotation, cellular component: cytoplasm. The record is from RefSeq and is a predicted model, not a curated record. Lineage: Eukaryota; Metazoa; Chordata; Mammalia; Artiodactyla; Hippopotamidae.